Callorhinchus milii (elephant shark) is the source of this 1780-nucleotide messenger RNA. RefSeq names its product PDZ and LIM domain 7 (gene pdlim7). Gene Ontology annotation, cellular component: filamentous actin; Z disc; adherens junction. Gene Ontology annotation, biological process: heart development; muscle structure development; actin cytoskeleton organization. NCBI's taxonomy places the organism in Eukaryota, Metazoa, Chordata, Chondrichthyes, Chimaeriformes, Callorhinchidae. Gene Ontology annotation, molecular function: actin binding; muscle alpha-actinin binding. The record is from RefSeq and is marked provisional.
UAUAUAGCCUGGAAGUGCAGAGCUCUCAUUGCCUCCAGAAUAAACUGGCUGGAGAGAAAAACUUUCCUCCCUCUCUCCUUCUCCUUCUCCCUCUCUCUCUCUCUCUCUGUGUGUCUUAUUUGCUAAAGAUCUGGGAAGACAAUCCCAACUCUUUUCUCUUUGCCCUCCACCCACUCCCCUCCAAAGAGCAAAGUUGGUUUCUCUUUUGUUCCUUGUUUUUAGGUGCAAACUCUCUCAAGUCAGGGGAACAGCGAUGGACUUUUACAAGGUGACUUUAGAAGGAUCAGCACCUUGGGGCUUUCGUCUGCAAGGAGGCAAAGAUUUCAACAUGCCUCUGACUAUUUCCAGGGUUACUCCAGGAGGAAAAGCAGCUCAGGCCGGUGUCGGGAUGGGGGACAUGGUCCUGGCCAUCGAUGGGGAGGAUACUGAGGGGAUGACUCACUUGGAAGCUCAGAACAAGAUCAAGGCUUGUGUUGGAUCCUUGACCCUUUCUCUCGCCAAGGCUUUCCGUCUGUCAGGAGGAGGUGUGGAGAAGGAUUACACACCUGCCUCGUCCCUCCCGAAGUACACGUUUGACUCAAGCGUGCCUCUGAAUAAGACUGCGAGACCGUUUGGUGCGGGGGCCUCCUCGAAAGGCUCAAACCCAGGGACCCCGACAAAGUCAGUGGGUUAUAAACCCGUGUCUCCCUACACGCCGACGCCGGCUGCCUUGGCUAGCACCACGCCCGUGUCCCAGGCACCGCUAAAACACGCCUUGGUCACAGAACACCACGGCUCGGGCACGGAACGUCACAGCUCACCCACUGCUUCCUCCACCCGGCCACCGCAUGCCAACGGCCCGGAGACCGGAGCUGGAGCCGAGACGUCCCAUCCAAUCUCAGCUUCAAGGUUCAGUGACAAUCCAGGUUCGACACCCCCGAGAACGGCGCCCGUCCCAGCCCCCCCGACCUGCAGACCCCCCUGGGUGGUGGACUCCUCCUUCGCUGACAAGUACGCCCCGGACAAGACCACCACGCGGAUGACCAAGUUCACCCAGGCCGCCGAGCCCACCCCACAGCAAAACCGCAGCUCCAUCGUCCAGGCCGCACAGCAAGCCCCCGAAGGGGUCAACAGGACCCCGGUGUGUGCCCACUGCAACAAGGUCAUCAAGGGCCGUUACCUGGUGGCUCUGGGUCGGUCCUGGCACCCGGAGGAGUUUACCUGCCAUCAGUGCAAAGCCACGCUGACCGAGGGAGGAUUCUUCGAGGAAAUGGGCUCCGUGUUCUGCGGAAACUGCUACGAGAGCAAGCACGCCCCCAACUGUGCCAAGUGCAAGCAAAAGAUAGUGGGCGAAAUAAUGCACGCCCUGAAGAUGACAUGGCAUGUUAAGUGCUUUAACUGUGCAGCGUGUAAAACCCCGAUCCGCAAUAAGGCCUUUUACAUGGAGGAGGGUCAGCCUUACUGUGAGAAAGACUAUGAGAAAAUGUUUGGCACCAAGUGCCAAGGCUGCGACUUCAAGAUAGACGCAGGUGAUCGAUUCCUCGAAGCUCUAGGCUACAGUUGGCAUGACACCUGCUUUAUCUGCGCGGUAUGUCACAUAAACCUGGAAGGCAAGACGUUUUAUUCCAAGAAAGAGAAGCCAUUAUGCAAGACCCAUGCAUUUUCACCCGUCUAGUCCUUUUGUCUGCCGCGAGGGUAAACCGGAGAGCGUCCGAGCGAAGGGGAAAAACUCCCUCACCGUAAGGAAGCAGGGAAUUUCACAGCAGCCCUGGAGGGAUUGAAACUCUCCGUGUAAACAAGC